Octopus sinensis (East Asian common octopus) is the source of this 2517-nucleotide messenger RNA. RefSeq names its product protein DEFECTIVE IN EXINE FORMATION 1-like. Bases 53 to 2074 code for a protein of 673 amino acids. NCBI's taxonomy places the organism in Eukaryota, Metazoa, Mollusca, Cephalopoda, Octopoda, Octopodidae. Gene Ontology annotation, molecular function: protein binding. The transcript has a single exon. The record is from RefSeq and is a predicted model, not a curated record.
AGAAAUAACUCUCAGUAGCUUUAUUAGCAAGGGAGCCAAUUUCAAAUAAAAGAUGGCGGUGGCCAUUUCACGUCCGUUUAUUUACGUAUGGUUAUCAGCUAUUAUUUUCGUGUUAGAUCGAGUACUUCUUGCUGUUUCUUAUGAUUCCGUCAAUUCAAUGAAGCCAGACUGUGGAUAUGAUAUUCAGAAAAUAUGGAUGCGGGAAGUUGCAAAUACUCCUUUUGCUGCGCCUCCUUUAAUAGCUGAUGUAAAUGGCGACGGCAAAUUAAAUAUAGUGGCAGCACCAUUCUCAGAAAGUAUUACUGUUUUAGACGCUCAGACUGGGCAACAUAUGCCAGACUCUCUUUGGCCAGUUCAGAAUCUUCACAGCUCAAUUUAUGCUAGUCCUUUACAAUACGAUGCAGAUGGCGAUGGUAUGUUAGAUUUGUUAUUCUGUACAAGUUCAGGAGAGUUAUUUUUCUACACGUCCAAUGGCACGCGAAUGAAAAAGUACCACCAACUUCCAUCCUCGUACGUUCUAAAGACCUGGUAUCAAAAAGUAGUUAUUGCUUCAACCGAUAACAUUGCUAAUUAUGUGAAAGCCGAAGUGUCAUCAGGAGUUAAAUCUGCUUAUGUCCCUGUAUCGCCACACGUCCUAGCGACACCAAUUAUAGCUGAUUUAAACAGGGACGGUCGAAGAGAAGAAAUUGUAAUACCUGUAAGUUAUUUCUAUGAUGAAGAUGAAUACAGAGCAUCCGAGCAUUUCAACAUCGAAAAGAAAAAUAUUUCCAUCACAGAGCUGGAAAAAUAUCUUGUUGGUGGUAUUGUUUAUCUCAAUCUAACCAGUAUGCAAAUUAUGAAUACAAUAUUCCUUGAGUUGUCACAGUUGACAGCUAAUUUCCCAGCCUACAUUCUCUUUUCUCCUACUGUGAUUGAUUUAGAUAGCAAUGACAGUCAUUUGGAGACUGUUACUGGCACAUCGUCUGGAAAACUUUAUGUAAUUGAAGCCAAUGGUAUAAUUAGAACCGGUUUCCCUAUACCAUUUGAUACCCUUCAUGGACAGCUAACAAUUGGAGAUGUUAAUAGUGAUGGUAUGCUGGAAAUUAUUGCUAUCGACACUGGAGGUAACAUUGCUUGUUUGGAUAGAUUGGGUAAAACAUUAUGGGAAUCUGAAAUUUCAGGAAAUUCUUCUCCAGGAACUCGUCUUGCAGAUAUCAAUGGUGAUGAUCAUGUGGAAAUCUUGGUAACAACUGAUGUCGGUGAUAUUUAUGUGUUACAUGGCAAUAAUGGUAGUGUUUUCAGUGGGUACCCUUUACAUCUGAACAGCCCAAUUCAUGCAAAUAUCCUUCUCAGUCUAAUUCAUGAUGAUACAAAAGCCUUGUUUUUUACACUCACCGAAGAUGGAAAUAUGUACAUUUUAGGCCCAGAUACAGAAUGUAGUUCACAUUUCAAUAUUGGAGAAACAUCCCUUGUUCAAACAUUAUCACAUGAUCUUGUUCCUCAGACAAACAAUAUGGAACUAUUAGCUGCUACCAGAGAUGGUACUCUUAUAUGUUUAAGUCUUUCUCAAAACUUUAUGGAUGAUAAUGAAGAUUAUGCAAUGGAUAUUGCUAAACUGACUGUUCUACCCUCAGAAACUAAAACUCCAAACGAUUUCACAUACCUUUUGCACAAGCCUUCAAUCGAAGUUAAUAGUCAUACCAAGGAAAUGAAAGACGUUAUGGGUAGUUCUUUUAAUUUAGAAUUCCAGAUUGUUGAUCCAAUAAUUUAUGACAAAACUAAGAAGUACACAGUUCAUGUUUACUAUGGCAAUAACUUGUUAGCUACAUCAGUAUAUAACAUAACUGGUUAUCAUUCCUUGACUGUGCCUGUUUGGCUAGAGCCAAGUCAAGGACACAUAGUUGUUUCAAUGACUAAUCAUCAUGGACAGAUAUUUGAAGAUUGUUUCCCAGUCAGAUUUAAUAAACUUAUCUUACAUGAUCUUCAAUGGCUCCUCAUAAGCCCUUUUGUUGCCAUGGCAACAGUAUUGUUGGUUAUUCAUGGUUUCCCUGUUAAAGACCUUCUCCCCUUGACAAACAAAGACAAAAAUCGCUGAUAAUGGUGAUUACAUUUUAUUCCAAAAUUUUUGUUACAUUCCUAAAAAAUUCAAAAUUUCUCCAACUUUAUUUUGAAAAUACCAGACAUUAGAUUGAAAUGUUUUUAAAAUUAAUUUAUUGCUAAUUUAUACUAAACAAGUUUUCGAUGAUUUAUUCUAGAAUAAUUCAUAAUGUUUCUCUUUUUUGUGCUCACUGUAAACUCAAGGAUCUAUUUAUUCAGCAUUAACAUGUAGACAUUAUUGAUUAUGAAAAAGUUCACGGUUAAAUGACCCACCACUUCUGUUUUCUAAAAUAUCAUUCAGAUCCCUAUUAUUAUUUGAAUGGAAGACUGCACAUUUCUUUUUGUAUCAUACAUAAAAUAAACAAGAUCUUCAGGCAAUUUCUUUCCAAAAUUUGUGUCCUGAUAUUGUUUGCUCAAAAGCUAAUUUAAUAUACAAUUGAG